CGCAUACUACUAAUACUGCUGCUGCUGCUGCUGCUGCUGUUGCUGCUACUGCAACUGCUGCUCGAUCGAGUGAUCUCUCGGUGAUUCACUUCCGGCAAGGACUGAGCACCUCAGGAGCACCUCGCUAGGAGUCCCGUAGCCAGUUACCAAAUACGUACCAUGUCGAACUCGUACGCGACUGCAGGUGCACGGCCAACGUCACGAUGGAAGCGGUUCGUGAAAUCGAAUCUGCUCACCUUCCUGACCGUGGUAGGCGUGUUUGGUGGUACUGCGCUCGGACUCCUGCUGAAAAAUUCGGAAGAACCCUGGACACAGCGUGAGGUGAUGUAUAUCCAGUAUCCGGGCGAUCUGUUCUUACGAAUGCUCAAAUGUCUAAUCGUUCCGCUGCUCGUUUCGUCAAUCACCAGUGCGAUUGGUUCACUGGAUUUGAGCAUGUCGAAAAAGAUCGCCUUCCGUGCGAUCAUCUACUACUUCACUACGACAGUUUGUGCUGUCGUGCUUGGUAUUAUUUUGGUCACUACUAUUCGACCUGGAGCGGGCCGUGAAGUAACCACCGUUGGUAAAGCUACCACACGACAAGUACUCACUGCUGACACACUGCUGGAUCUAGUGAGAAAUCUCUUCCCACCAAACAUCAUCCAAGCCACGAUGUUCCAAUUCCGAACCAUCCUUGUCCCUCCAGCAAAUGCUACCGGCGUACCCUUGACGCAGUACAAAAUUACAUCCGAGUUUACUGAAGGGACCAACGUACUAGGCUUGGUCAUGUUCAGUGUCGUCCUCGGGACGUGCAUAGGCAAGAUGCGCGAGAAGGGUAAGCCCUUGUUGGGGCUGUUUGAAACGCUCAGCGAAGCCAUGAUGAUCAUCACGUCGUGGGUUAUCUGGAUCUCUCCGAUCGGUGUACUCUUUCUGGUUGCGGCCAAACUGCUCGAGAUGGCUUCGUUUGUCGAAGUUCUGGGACAGUUGGGCUGGUACUUUAUGACUGUGAUGCUGGGACUGGUUCUGCAUGGCUUCGGCACAAUUUCAGUAAUAUUCUUCCUGACCACGCGAAAAAUUGCGUUCCCGUACAUUGGUAAAAUGAGCCAGGUAUUGGCAACUGCAUUCGGCACUGGAUCCAGCUCGGCUACGAUGCCAAUCACUAUUCGCUGCCUGGACAACAUGGGUAUUGAUCCACGUGUGACCCGGUUCGUUAUUCCCGUUGGUGCUACAAUCAACAUGGACGGUACUGCACUUUACGAGGCUGUUGCUGCCCUCUUCAUUGCUCAGCUUCGUAAUAUUCAUCUUACCUUUGGUCAUAUUGUUGCUGUGAGUGUGACUGCAACAGCUGCCUCCAUCGGUGCGGCUGGAAUCCCGCAAGCUGGACUUAUUACGAUGGUCAUGGUGCUGGACACCGUAGGGUUGCCUGCCGAGGACGUGACCAUCAUUAUUGCUGUCGAUUGGUUGCUCGAUCGAUUCCGCACGACAAUCAACGUGAUGUGCGACGCACUGGGAACGAUUCUAGUGAACUCCCUAUCGAAGAAGGAUUUGUCCGGCGACGCCAAUGGCCAUCUGGAACUGGCAGAACCACACGAGCUAGUGGAGCUACGGCCAGAUCAAAAAGAAUAAAGGUGUUCCCUUGAAUGGAUCGUCCUUGGACCGUCGACAUACCAUCAACCUUUUCACUUCACCCAUCGAUUUUAACACGUGCUUCAUUGUUGAUCCGGAAGUCGCUGUCGACGCACGUGGACGAUUGUGUGUCAGUCUUGUGCGUAAUGGUCGCCUAAAUGGACGGCUUAUUGUUUUCGGACGACGGACAAAAGCAAUUUCGUUAAAUUCCAUCCGGGAAGUGGUUAUUUGCACAACCAUGAAAAUCUUUCUGGAUAAAUUCAAUGCUAGGCUGGCUGGAAUGCUCAACAUCAUGCGUCUUUUUUUUGUGAAACCGAGUGAACACUGCCUGCUCACCAGUUCAGCAUAGCCAGUAACGGAAUCGAAUCGUCCCAGCCUGCCAUCACACGAUUGAACUAGACAAUAGCCAACAGUUGUAUACACAUGUUGUGAAAAAAUGCACAUCGUUCGAACGAAAAUUAUUUCUUGAUAGUUUAUCCAUAAUUCGUCGUUAGAGUAAGCUACAAAACCAGUAUCUAUGUAAGCGUACAGAACAGGUGCGUAUGAGGAUGAUCUAACGUGAUCCAACAUACACGCAUUAUAGACAAAAGACCAGGUCUCAUAGGCCAGGAUACAGAUAUACGGAAAGAUAUUUUGGCGGGGUUACGAGUCGAUACGAUCCAACAAUACAGUUGCAGGAGUGUAGAAAUUUCUCGACUCAUCCCAGCCUAGAUGUUAUAUUUAUCAUAUCAUACAGAUGUGUACAACCCAUUAGACGAUCUUGAUGUCAAUCCUGCUUUAAUGAAUUAAGCAGCGUUACCAUUUCGAUGCACAACAAUGAUGGAAUUGUUCCGUGCUUAAUGAAGAGGUUCCCAACUUCAUUUUCCCGUUUUUUGUGUGAGUUUAUCAAACUUGUUGUUAUGAUGACUUUAUCUUGAAACAAAUUAUUUUCUUUGCUCUCGGUUACAUCUGCGCAUCAAAUCCGUAGUAAUAGCACUGUAGGAGGUACGAAUUUAAUGUAUUUGGAAGGCUCUUUGGGGUGGACACCGCGUGAGCAAAAGUUUUUGUAUAUUUAAAAAUACUUACAAAUAUAUUUUAAUGGUUUA
Messenger RNA from Anopheles nili, 2687 nucleotides. It is a transcript of the gene Eaat1, whose product is annotated as excitatory amino acid transporter 3. The record is from RefSeq and is a predicted model, not a curated record. Bases 160 to 1602 code for a protein of 480 amino acids. The transcript has 10 exons. Gene Ontology annotation, biological process: L-glutamate transmembrane transport. Gene Ontology annotation, molecular function: neutral L-amino acid transmembrane transporter activity; L-glutamate transmembrane transporter activity; glutamate:sodium symporter activity. Gene Ontology annotation, cellular component: plasma membrane. NCBI's taxonomy places the organism in Eukaryota, Metazoa, Arthropoda, Insecta, Diptera, Culicidae.